CGGGAAAAGGGCAUUCUCUGAUCUUUCUCAUAGAUAUUGCUUCAUUUGAGUUGCUGAGCAUCUACGGAGUCUACGUGUGUUCUGCCUUACAGCCAUCUUCCCCGAAUUUUCCACUAGCGGUGACUCAUCUCUAGUAUACCUUUUGUAUGCUGAUUUUCGGAAGCCAUCUACUACACGUGCCCCCCGGAUCUCAGUGAUUUGUCGUCGAAUAGCAUCCCUCUAUUUGAGUCCUGUCAUAGCUGCGAAGGAACCGAGGAGUCGGCCCGAAGAAGGCUAGAAAAUCUUACCCAGAGGCUCCAAACGAUGGAGACAAACGGCACUCCCAAGCACGCCACUACUCGGCCUUGGACGCCCUCCAGCUGGAAGACCAAGCCCAUCGUGCAGUCCGUCCAGUACAGCGACACCAAGUCCUUCAACGCCUCCGUUCAAAAGCUCAACACUCUCCCACCCCUGGUCACGCCGCAAGAGAUCGUGAAGCUGAAGAAUGAGCUCCGCGAAGUCGCGACGGGCAAUGCCUUCCUCCUCCAGGGCGGCGACUGCGCCGAACUGUUCGACUACUGCACCCAAGAGAUGAUCGAGGCCAAAGUCAAACUCCUCCUCCAGAUGUCUCUGGUUCUGAUCUACGGCGCCAAGAAGAAGGUCGUCCGCGUGGCCCGCAUGGCCGGUCAGUAUGCGAAACCGCGCUCGUCGCCCACCGAGAUGGUCAACGGGGUCUCGAUGCCCAGUUUCCGCGGCGACAUCCUGAACAGCUACGAGGCGGACCCGGCGUUGAGGGAGCCGGACCCCAGGAGACUGGUCGACGCGUACUUCCACUCUGCAGCGACCCAAAACUACCUGCGGGCGGCACUGGCGAGCGGCCUCGCCGAUCUACAUGCCCCCCUCGACUGGAGUUUAGGCCAUGUCCGCGAUCCCACCGUCCGGGACAAAUACCAGAUCAUCGUGGAGCGGAUCACGGACACUCUGGAGAUGAUGCGGACGAUCGGGCUGGACACAGGCGGCGGGUUGGAGACGGUCGACCUGUUCACCUCCCACGAAGGGUUACUGCUGGAGUACGAACAGUCACUGACUCGCAAAUUCAAACACCCCGCCAACCACCAGCACCACCAAACCGCCCUUCGCCCUUCACCCCCCGCAAGCAGCCACCAAAACCAAUCCAAGACCCGCAAAACGUCCCUGCCCACACAGCUUCCACCCCCGUUGCCCCCGACGAAGGGCUACUACGACACCUCGGCGCACAUGCUCUGGAUCGGCGACCGCACGCGCCAGCUCACACACUCGCACGUCGAGUUCUUCCGCGGCGUCGCCAACCCCAUCGGCGUCAAAGUCGGCCCCAGCAUGCCGGCCGCGGACCUGGUCCCGCUGCUCGACAUCCUCAAUCCCGAACACGAAGUCGGCAAGAUCGUCCUGAUCACGCGCUACGGCUGCGACAAGAUCGCCGCGCACCUCCCGGGCCACAUCCGCGCGGUGCAGCAGUCGCGACACCAGGGCACGGUGGUGUGGCAGUGCGACCCGAUGCACGGCAACGGCCGCAACGCCACGGUGACGCUUCCUGCGCCCAACAACACUCCAGCGACCGCAACAUCAUCGUCAUCACCACCACCCGCAGGACAAUCAGGCGGAGACGAACCCACCGCCCCAGCCACCACCACGAUCAAAACCCGCCGCUUCUCCGACAUCCUCAGCGAACUGCACCAGGCACUGCAGGUCCACCGUGCCCACGCCUCGUACCUGGGCGGCGUGCACCUGGAGCUGACGGGCGAGGCCGUGACCGAGUGCAUCGGCGGCGCCGAGGGCCUGACCGAGGAGCACCUCAGCCUCAACUACGCCACCUUCUGCGACCCGCGCCUGAACGAGAAGCAGGCCCUCGAGCUGGCCUUUCUCGUCGCGGGCUUCUACCGCGAUGCCGCGGCGUGAGGAGGGAGGGAUGUGGCCUCUGACGCACGAUGCACGAUGCUUGGCGUAUGGUUAAUGCUAUCUCGGUGGCCCAAAAAGCGAGAGAACUGGCGAAGAAUGUAAUGAAAGGAACGAGCAAAUCAACGAAUCGAAUCAAAACAAAUCAAUGAUCAAACUGCUUUGGCUCUUCAUAUUCAUGUUUCAUGUUCAUUCUCAAGUUCGGUCUCAAUCUCCAUCCCCAUCCACGGUCCAACCAGCCAAUUGAUCACCAACCACUAACACCCAUGAAUCAGUCCAACCCACAUUGUGUGCGUAACCAUAACGCCGAAGUCACAGAAUCGCCUUCCACUCACACGACACCUCCGUUUGCAAGACCCGAGUGACUUUCUAUACUUCAUUCCAUGCUUCCCACCAAAGAAUAACCACAUCAAACAGGUCCUCACCACCAGACAGCAGUCAAAAUGGCAUCACUCCUUUCUCAAGGGACUCCCAAAACGAGGUUGAAAGCCCAUUCCAGCAACACCAAGAGUCUUCCUCCUGGCAUCCAGCAACCCUUUGCCCGAUUUGCCUUGCAUCUUGACCUGGAAUUUCUUGCCGCCAUUUGCUAGUCCUUUCUCCGCAGCAGCGCUCUCAUCGUCGUCGUCUCGAUCGAAGAUGCUCUUGUUGAUCUGCUUUGGCGGAGCGCUCAUCUGCAC
Molecule: messenger RNA, 2588 nt
Organism: Cladophialophora immunda
Lineage: Eukaryota; Fungi; Ascomycota; Eurotiomycetes; Chaetothyriales; Herpotrichiellaceae
Exons: 1
Coding region: 304-1914 (536 amino acids)
Biological process (GO): aromatic amino acid biosynthetic process
Molecular function (GO): 3-deoxy-7-phosphoheptulonate synthase activity
Source: RefSeq, a predicted model, not a curated record